CGCACUACGCACACUCUACGCACAACACUCACGCGAAUGUACACCUCUUACAGAGGUUUACCCCUGCGAAGCGAGAGCUGGAUGACAAUAAGCAGGAUUGGCUGUCAAUGAAAUCGUCAUUAGUCGCCAUUGCGUGGAGAAGAUUAAACUAAGCAAGUUGUAUUUAUUUCUGUUCAGUCCAUCAGCAUCGUCUCAACUAUUAAGUUUUAAACAGAGCGCUCGCUAUUACGUUACUGCUUCAAAUGGCGCCCCGGGGAAAUACGUCAAUCUUAAAGUGACAACAAAAAUACAAGUUAUCACCGCCCUAUUACAUUCGUCUAACAUCAAAGCCAAGGCAAAAACCUCCAUUUUGAAAUCCCGCAUUUCCUAUCAAUGACUGCUAACAUGGAUAUUUCACCAUUAAUUGAAGUUAGUGAUGAAGGAACAGGAACAGGAACUAAUUCCCUAUGUUCUUCUGAUUCAACUGGCAGUCGAGAAGAUACGUGUCUGGAAGGUGAAAGCACUUUUCUACUACGAAAACAUGGGAAACAAAGAAAGUCAAGAACAGCACGACAAAAUGGAUUGACGGUACCUCAAGCUACGUUCUUCAUAAUUGCUGAAAUUGCAGGAAGUGGUCUACUGACAUUACCAAAAGCUAUUGAAGAUGCAGGUUGGUUGGGCAUUCCAUUGGUUAUUAUCUGCUGUGUUACCUGUGCCUACACUGGAAUAGUUCUCUCCAAAUGCUGGCGUAUCUUCCAAAGUCGAAUUCCAGAUGAACAGAGUAUACGCCAAAAUCGAUACCCUUACCCAGCACUAGCAAAAGCAACUUUCGGAAAAUAUGGAGGAUUUGCAAUAUCCAUCAGUGUGAACUUUACUUUGUUUGGUGGUUGUGUUGUCUUCCUAUUACUUGCUGCCAACAACAUACAUAAAUUUGUCGAGCAAGUAUAUUUUGAGAAAGAAGUCUCCUACUGUUUUAUUCUCUUACUUCUUGCUGCCUGCUUGCUGCCAGUCUGUUUUUGUGGAACUCCAAAAGACUUCUGGGUAAUACCAAUUAUAGGAAUGUCUGCUACGAUAAUCAGUAUGUUCCUUCUUCUUGCUGUGAUUCUUAUGGAUGUUCCUGACCUGAUAAAUCAACCUGUAGAACAUAAAACUACAACAAUUAGGACAUUUGCAUCUUCCUUUGGUAUCAUCUGUUUUGCUUUUACUGGUCAUUCUCUUUUCCUAACUGUCCAAUCUGAUAUGAAGGUCAGCUCAGAUUUUAAUAAAUCUCUGAUGUUUGGAUAUAUGGGAAUAUUGUUGAUUUACUUACCUGUACCAAUGGCUGGCUAUUUACUUUAUGGUGCCAAAUUAACCCCUAACAUUUUAGAAACUAUUUCCACGGGACCUGUCCUACAUGUUGUACAAGUGACUUUCACAUUUCAUAUCUUGAUGGCAUUUAUCAUCUUAAUGAACCCAAUCUGUCAAGAACUAGAAGCAAAACUGAAAAUAUCAGCAAAUUUUAAUAUAAAACGAAUCAUGUCUCGAAGUCUAGUGAUGCUAUGUAUUGUUUUCAUUGCUGAAACUUUUCCUGAUUUUGAUUCAAUUCUUUCACUAAUUGGUGGUUCAGCAAUCACUGUUCUUACCUUCAUAUUUCCUUCAAUAAUUUAUCUGAAAUUGGCUCCAAUGAAAGGUGACUGGGAACCUAUUUACAUUCCACUCCACAUCCGUGUACUGAAUUACGAGAUUAUCUUGAUAGGGCUGAUAACAGCAAUUUGGGUUACAUAUAUGUCAGCUGAAAAAAUUGUUUUGCAAACUUUCCAUUCUCCAUGUUGGCUUAGAUUUAAUCACACUGUCUAAUAUCAUUUCCAUAUAUAUUUUUAUAUUUUCUUUUUAGGAUUUUUUUUUUCUGGCCUUUUAUAUUUUGAAGUUACCAAAAGAAAUUAAAAAAAAAAAAAAAAGAAUCCGCUUCAUAAAAAAUAAAAAAUAUAAAAUCCAUAAAACAUGGAGAUAUUCUGCUACUAAAAUGAAAACAAUUAAUAUCUAAAGAUACUCAUGUAUCUGAAAUUCUUCUAACAAAGAAUAUUUAUUCUAUAAUCUUGAAAAGAUAAACUGCUUAUUAUGUGUAUAU
This is a messenger RNA of Octopus bimaculoides (California two-spot octopus), 2086 nucleotides long. RefSeq lists its product as uncharacterized. The record is from RefSeq and is a predicted model, not a curated record. Gene Ontology annotation, cellular component: vacuolar membrane. Gene Ontology annotation, biological process: amino acid transmembrane transport. Gene Ontology annotation, molecular function: L-amino acid transmembrane transporter activity. NCBI's taxonomy places the organism in Eukaryota, Metazoa, Mollusca, Cephalopoda, Octopoda, Octopodidae.